AUGAGUGACGAGGGGGCAAAUACAAAUAUUGAAGCAAAGACGGAAGAAUUUUCGAAAGAAAACUCAUCUGAGGGUACUAAGAUGUCACCUGAUUCUAAAGCCGGUGGUUCCAAGGAGGAAUAUAGUGGUAAUAGUAACAAGAGACGUUAUGCCGAGGAUGACGAUGAGGAUGACGAUGAGGAUGACGAUGAGCCAAAAACAUCUGAUGGAUCAGAUGGUGACAAAUUACGCGUUAAGGAUGAAGGAGGAAAUGAAGACGACGAUGAAGAAGACGAUGAUGAAGAUGAUUACGAUGAUGAGGAGGGGAUUGAGGGACCUCGUAAGAAGCAGCGUCGUGAAAGAAACAGAUUCUUGGAUAUUGAAGCUGAAGUGAGCGACGAUGAUGACGAAGAUGAGGACGAAGAAGACUCUGAACUUGUGCGUGAAGGUUUCAUUACUCAUGGUGACGAAGAAGAGGAAGAAGAGCAGCAGAGCAAAGAUGACAGAUUGCAUAGACAGUUGGAUCAGAACUUGCAGAAAUCGUCUGAGGAAGACGCUCAAAAAUUGGCCAAAGAGCUGCGGGAACGUUAUGGUCGUAGUAGUGCUAAGCAGUAUCGUGCUGCGGCCCAGGAUGACUACGUUCCGCAGAGAUUUAUGCUUCCUAGUGUUGAUACGGCUACUAUUUGGGGUGUUCGUUGUAGGCCUGGAAGAGAGAAAGAUCUCGUUAAGAAAUUGCUCAAGAAGAAGUUCAACUUGGACAAGUCAAUGGGAGCUAAGAAGCUAAAGAUUUUAUCUAUUUUCCAGAGGGAUAGUUUCAGCGGCCGAAUUUAUAUAGAAGCUCCAAAACAGUCCGUUAUUGAAAAGUUUUGUAACGGUGUUCCAGACAUAUAUGUGAACCAAAAACUUCUAAUUCCUGUGCAGGAACUGCCGCUGCUGUUAAAGCCAUCUAAGUCCGAUGAUAUCAGGCUUGAGCCAGGUAGUUACGUUAGGAUUAAGCGUGGUAUCUACAAGGGUGAUUUGGCGGUUGUUGAGCAGAUUAGUGACAAUAACUUGGAAUGUAUGUUGAAGGUUGUUCCAAGGUUAGACUACGGAAAGAACGACGAGGUCGAUCCCGAUACACAGCAAGUUAAGACUAAGAGGGUAACAUUCUCUCAAAGACCUCCUCCUCAAUUGUUCAACCCUACUAUGGCCUUGCGUAUGGAUCAAGCUAAUCUAUACAAACGAGAUGAAAAACAUUUUACCUACAGAAAUGAGGACUAUAUUGACGGUUAUUUAAUUAAGGUUUUCAAAAUCCAGUAUUUGACAACAAAAGACAUUCAUCCAACGGUUGAAGAGCUAGCUAGAUUUGGUAGUAGAGAUGGUGCUGUUGACUUAACGACAAUCUCACAGACAAUUAAGAAGGCUCAGGCCUCCAAGGCGAUGUUCCAGCCUGGAGACCGUGUUGAAAUUUUGAACGGUGAACAACGUGGCUCCAAAGGUAUAGUUACUAGAUCUUCUACUGAUAUCAUUAGUGUGCUACUGACGGGCUUCAAUUCCAAACCUUUGGGAUUCCCAAUUUCAUCGCUGAGAAAGAUCUUCGAACCAGGUGACCAUGUCUCUGUCAUGUCUGGUGACCAUCAGGGUGAUGCAGGUCUGGUUUUGGUAGUGAAGAAUGGUCAGGUUACGUUUGUGUCUGAUCAAACUAGGGAAAACUUAACCAUUUCCGCCAACAACUUAACGAAAUCCAUGGACUCAACUCCAACUUCUAGUGAAUACGCUUUACAUGAUAUUGUUGAACUGAGUGCUAAGAAUGUAGCAUGUGUAAUUCAGGCAGGACAUGAUAUCUUCAGAGUGCUGGACGAUUCGGGUAAGGUAUCUACAGUUACGAAGGGCACUAUCCUGAAAAAGAUCAAUACGGCGCGCUCUAAAAUAGCCGCUGUGGAUGGUAAUGGUAAGGAAAUAAGGAUAGGCGAUACUAUAGUUGAGAAGGUUGGUGCUCGUAGGGAAGGCCAGGUACUUUAUGUUCAAUCGCAUAUAAUAUUUAUCUUUUCCAAAAAGAUUGUGGAGAACGCAGGUGUCUUUGCAGUGAACCCCAUGAACGUAGAGGCCGUGGCAUCUAAGGAGAACAUGAUGAGUAGCAAACUGGACCUUUCGAAGAUGAAUCCAGAAAUAGCUACGAAGAUGGGCCCACCCUCCCAGACUGCUCAACCCGUCCAGAUCGGUCGUGACGUAGCGCUGAAUAAAACAGUCAGAAUACGUACUGCAGGUUAUAAGGGACAACUGGGUAUCGUUAAGGACGUUAAUGGUGAGAUGGCUACGGUUGAGCUGCACUCUAAGAACAAGCACAUUACAGUCAACAAACGUAAAUUGACAUAUUUUAAUCACGAAGGUGGUGACGGCAUUACAUAUGAUGAACUGGUAAGCAGGCGUGGCAAAACGCCCCACGCAAGAAUGGGGCCAAGCUAUGUCAGCGCGCCAAGGACCAUGGCAACUGGUAUGCCCGCAGGCACUGCUGCCACUGCUCUCAGCGGCGGUAUGACUCCCGGCUGGAACUCUUUUGAUGGAGGAAAGACACCUGCUGUGGGAUCCCAUGGAGCGGGUGCAACCUCAACAUGGGGAGGAGCUUCCACUUGGGGAGGCCAGGGUGGUGGUGGAGCCUCCACUUGGGGAGGCCAACCUACAGGAGGCAAUGCCUCCACCUGGGGAGGUCAAACCGGCGCGACUUCUACCUGGGGUGGUGCUUCCACUUGGGCAUCUGGCGGUGAAAAUGGUGCAGCUUCCGCUUGGGGAGGUGGAGACAAGUCUGCCUACGGUGGAGCUUCCACCUGGGGCCAAGGAGGAGCUUCUGCCUGGGGAGGUGGCAACAAGUCACACCACAGAGCUGACGGAAGCGGUUCCACUUGGGGCAACAAUCAAGGCAACAGGUCCGCCUGGAGAGACCAAAACGCAAAGGGUAAUGGCAGUACCUGGGGCGGCGGCCACUAG
Messenger RNA from Eremothecium sinecaudum, 2943 nucleotides. It is a transcript of the gene SPT5, whose product is annotated as transcription elongation factor SPT5. Gene Ontology annotation, molecular function: mRNA binding; protein binding. The record is from RefSeq and is a predicted model, not a curated record. Gene Ontology annotation, cellular component: DSIF complex. NCBI's taxonomy places the organism in Eukaryota, Fungi, Ascomycota, Saccharomycetes, Saccharomycetales, Saccharomycetaceae. Gene Ontology annotation, biological process: transcription elongation by RNA polymerase II; regulation of transcription by RNA polymerase II; regulation of DNA-templated transcription elongation. Bases 1 to 2943 code for a protein of 980 amino acids. The transcript has a single exon.